AUGGACGAUGUGGUUCUCCUCAUCCGUCCUCCCGUGCUUCGCACGACUGUGAACGAAAAUGUCGUCAAAGUCUGUCGUGCAUACGCCCUCUUCACAAUUUUUGCUUACCUGGAAGUUUAUUUCUUUCAGUUAGGAAACACGAUCUUCUGGCAGUGGGUGAAUCAAAGCUACAGUGCAGGAUUUAAUUAUGCUAAUCGCAAUGCCAGCAGUGAUCAAGACAAUUUAGCCAUACUCAAAUCGUAUGCUACCGCUACUUUUGUUUCGUGUUCGACUGCUGUUGGAUUGGGCAAAAUGGUUGACAAGGCCAAGGGACUUUCCCCCAGUACGCGGUCAUUCCUCGGAAAAAUGGUGCCAUUUGUCGCUGUUGCAAUUGCAAAUAACGAUAAUUUUCCACUUGAGAUGGUUGAGUUUCCAGCUGAAUUCUUGUCGCUUGAGGCAGACUUCGUGGAUAGUAAGAUGGCCAUUAAUAACAUCAUCAAUGAAAUUCUACGUGGAGGAGCCAGUGCAGUUUCUAGCGCGUCACAAACCGGCCAGGCUCGAGUGGUGGAAGCCCAGCGCUCUAUAAAGCUUAUGACGGUUGAAGCUCGCGGUAGGCAGCCACAGCUGAGAAGAUCCAUGCAAACGAAGAUCAAUAUGUAUCGAGAUGAGCUGCAGGGGCUUGUUCGCGAUUUGGAACGGGCGCUGCUCAUGGCACGAGAAGGAAAGAGUAUAUCCAGCAAUACCAACGAAACUUCACAGUACGAACGAUUAAGUAAGAAUAACGACCGACUCAUCAAAUCGUCAAAGACGCUUGAAGACACUCAUCGGAUCGUGGCCGAGACAGAAGAGGUUGGGAUCGCAGUGUUAGAUUCGCUGGCAAGUCAGCGACAAAGUCUAUUAGGAGCUCAAGAAAAGGUGCGCGAGACUGGUGCCAUGACAAUUGAAGCUCGACGAAUUCUACAGCGUAUGACGCGCCGAAUCAUCACCAACACUAUCUCUUUGCCACGAGAGAGUGCCGCUUCGUCGGUUCACUAUUCGGGACAUCAGAUGCCGUUAUUGAACUUGACCUUUCAAGAGAUAGAUUCCAGUGACAAUUAUUGCAAUAUGUCGUCCAGAUCAUCUCGAUCUCGACACGAAGAUGAGUACUUGCCUUCAGAUACCACUAGGGUGGCCAACGAAUAUCAUUCAGAGGCGGCAAUGGCCCGCAGUGCCGCAUCAUGGCAUGCAGGUAACGGCACUACAGCGACUUAUGAAUUAUGUGAUGAGUCUGCAAUGAUGGAGGCGGCAGAUCCAGUAUUGUUUCAAGCUGCAGUGGAGGAACAUUCACGACGACUAGGUCUUGAUCCAGCGAUUGACACCGAACUACUGUGGAUUGCAAAACAAUCACUGAUCGCCCCAUUACCUGACGCCUGGUAUCAUGUUACAGCGUCAGAAACUGGACAACCAUACUACUACAACGAAAUGACUGGUGAGAGUCGAUGGGAUCAUCCUUGUGAUGAUGAAUAUCGACAGCUUGUCACUGACUUGAAGCAAAAAAAAGCGAUCAAGACUCAUGCGCAUCGACAUGCUCAUCCAGUGGCGUACUACCAUACAGGCGGCUACCAUAUCGGAAAGGCUUGGCAGGAGACCGAAUACCAAGAGCACCAUACGGCGCAGACAAAGCAAGGGUGGAAUCGAGAGGAUGUACAAAAUAUUUAUAACGACUAUAAUGUGCCAAGUAAAGGACUUCAAUCUCAAGUAUUCACGUCGCAAGAAGAUGAGCGUCAUCGCAUCGCAAACUCUCUGAGCUUGUUAAAUGAAUAUGUAAAGAAGCUGGAGGAAAUGGAUAGACAGAAAACUAGGGACGACGAAGCUAUUGCAGGUUUAAAGUUGGAAAUCGCAGACUUUGAUCGUCAGCUUACAAGUCGCGAUGAGGAGUUAGCAGCCACAAAGAGCAAUGUAAAAAGGCUAACGGGUUUUGUGAGUGAAUUAAAGCAGCAGGUCCAGCAGAGCUUAAGCGAAAACGAGGAUAUCAUUGCAGUGAAUCAGACGCUUACUAAAGAACUGUCAUUGUCUCGAUCACGGAUGAAAGAAAGUAUAAAAUUACACGAGGAAGCUGUGGAAGCGCAGCAAACCCUUGCGAAAGAGCUGGCUCUCGCUCAAACGAAAUUAAAGGAGACGCAGUUGAAGCAGUCUGGAACAGGUGGCGACGUUGCGCUACAACAAAGUCAAAUUGAGAUCGAGCAUGAUACUACCAUUCAGCUCAAACGACAGCUACAACAAACUACAGAUCAACAUACAGAACUGCUUGCAAAGAUGGAGGUGGCACAAGCAACCAUUCGAAAAUUGCAACAAGAGGCAGGAAAGCACUCGGGCGAAGAAGUACAAGCUUCUAUAGCUGAAGCUGCCGAAGCGAUCAAAACAUUGAAAUUUCGACUUCACGAAAAGGAAAAAGAGCUCACAGGUGAGCGAACGCGAGCAGUUUCAUUCGAGCGUGAAUUGACACAGUUGAGAACAAGUCGACCAUCAGCCGAGGAGCAAGACCUUCAGAAACAGCUUAAGGCUUCGGUAACCAACGAAGCUGCACGACAGAAAGAGUUUGAGUUGAUGGAGAGCACAUUAGCAACUACAAUUGCGGAAAAAGUAGCAUUAGAGAAGCAGCUUGAAGAAUUUAAGAUUACAUGCGCAGCACAAAUUAAAGAUUUGGAAGACCAUCGGCUUGCUUUAAAGCGUGAAUUUAAAGCUGUGGACUGCGAACUCAAAGCGCAACAAGUAUUGGCUAAAGAGCGUGAAGACGAGCUUUCAAGACUGAAGAUUGCAUUACAGAACGCGGAGAUUCAAGUCUCAUCAGUAGCGCAAACCAUUCAAAAAGAACGCAAGGAAGCUUAUGCCGAGGCUCAACACGCCAGCGCCGAGAUCAUACGCCAAUCAAAUGAAGAAAAGACACGUGCAUUUGAGCUUUAUACCCACGAAAUGAUGGCUCGACGAAAGCUGCACAACCGUCUGAUGGAAUUACAGGGCAACAUCCGCGUGUUUUGUCGUGUGCGUCCCAUUCAGCCGGUAGAGCUGAACAGUGAUCAGUCAAGCGUAGUCGUUUUCUUCCGCGAUAACGAUCACGAAAGUCUGGAACUUUUUGUUGGCACCGAAGUAGGCGACAAAGCUCACCAGAUUGGUCAAAAGCACCCGUUUGAGUUCGAUUACGUAUUUCAGCCAGAAAGCAGCCAGGAACAAGUAUUUGAACAAACUCGGGCUCUAGUUGUGAGCGCCCUAGACGGUUUUAAUGUCUGCAUCUUUGCAUACGGACAAACUGGAUCAGGCAAGACCCACACAAUGGAAGGACCAGAGAACGACCGCGGUGUGAACUAUCGUGCACUUCGCGAACUUUUUGCCCUUCGGGACGACCGUUUGGCAGCGGAUAAUUUUGAGUGUACGAUGAAAUUGAGUAUUUUGGAAGUGUAUAAUGAAGCUAUUGUGGAUCUUCUUGAAGGAAAUGGCCGUACUUCGGGCGCUACAUCACCAAGCGCUGUGAGGGGUCUGGAUGUGCGUGUGGGGAAGAAUGGCGUAUACGUUGAAAAUCUCAUUGAAGUCGAGGUUUCAAAUGAAAGCGAUGUGCUCCAUCUUAUGCGAAUGGGCCACUCCCAUCGCAGUGUGGGCUCACACGAUUUUAAUGAGCACUCGAGUCGCUCGCAUCUUGUGUUGUCCAUAUCGAUAGAAACGGGGAUUAAGUCUGAAGCUCGUCGGCGAAUCUCUAAAAUGCACUUAAUUGACUUGGCUGGCUCCGAAAGAGUCAGCAAGACAGCAGCAAGUGGCCAGCGGCUUAAAGAAGCGCAGAAUAUCAAUCGAUCUCUAUCUGCGCUGGGAGACGUGAUCGCAGCUCUGGGUGCAAAUAGUAAACACGUGCCAUAUCGUAAUUCGAAACUAACGUUUUUACUGCAAGAUUCCUUGAGUGGUAACUCAAAGGUGCUCAUGUUUGUCAAUGUCAGUCCUGUACAAUGGAAUGCCUGGGAGACGCUCUGCUCGCUUAAUUUUGCAUCACGUUGCCGUAGUGUGGCUUUAGGUCAAGCAAAAGCCAUGACAGCCACGAGUGGUGCAUCCAACGGCAUGCAAACUACAAUGAGUAUGCACGCUAUGAUCCCGAAAGGACCGACACCAGCUGGAACAAAACCCUUACAAAAUCGAUGA
Messenger RNA from Plasmopara halstedii, 4140 nucleotides. RefSeq names its product kinesin-like protein. The coding region runs from base 1 to 4140 and encodes 1379 amino acids. NCBI's taxonomy places the organism in Eukaryota, Oomycota, Peronosporomycetes, Peronosporales, Peronosporaceae. The record is from RefSeq and is a predicted model, not a curated record. Gene Ontology annotation, cellular component: membrane. Gene Ontology annotation, biological process: vesicle-mediated transport; microtubule-based movement; monoatomic ion transport. The transcript is spliced from 13 exons. Gene Ontology annotation, molecular function: microtubule binding; monoatomic ion transmembrane transporter activity; ATP binding.